Molecule: messenger RNA, 1251 nt
Organism: Suillus plorans
Lineage: Eukaryota; Fungi; Basidiomycota; Agaricomycetes; Boletales; Suillaceae
Exons: 4
Coding region: 9-1094 (361 amino acids)
Cellular component (GO): U2-type catalytic step 2 spliceosome; Prp19 complex; U2-type catalytic step 1 spliceosome
Molecular function (GO): pre-mRNA binding; U6 snRNA binding; metal ion binding
Source: RefSeq, a predicted model, not a curated record
CCAUCAUCAUGAGCACCGACGAAACGUCAACCGUAGUGGUAAAAACAAAGCCAGUAAAAAAGCUCAAGCCUGCGCGCAAGCAAGUGAAAGCGGGAGAUGUAGAGAGAAAGGAGACGCCUCAGACGGGGAAAGAAUAUAAUAUCUGGUAUAACAAGUGGGCUGGAGGCGACCGGGAAGAUAACUACUCCAACAAAGUAAAAUCGCAAACUCGGUGCAAUAUCAAGAAGGACUCAGGUCUGACUCGAGCGAACACGACUGGUAUUCGCUAUUGUUGUCUGUUCUAUGCUCGUGGGUGCUGUCCGUAUGGAUGGGAGUGCGACUACCUUCACACUCUUCCCGACCCUGAUGACGCAUUACCUGAUUCGAGUAAAGAUUGUUUCGCUCGAGACAAAUUCUCGGACUACAGAGAUGACAUGGGUGGUGUCGGUAGUUUCAACCGACAAAAUCGAACAUUAUACGUUGGUCGAAUCAAGGAGACCGGCCCAGGCCCGGAGACAGAAGAAAUUGUCAUUAGGCAUUUCAAAGAGUGGGGCGAAAUUGAACGCAUCCGCGUGCUACAGUAUCGUAGCGUUGCGUUCGUAACUUAUGUCUCGGAGUUCGGCGCACAGUUUGCCAAAGAGGCCAUGGCGUGUCAAUCCCUUGACAAUGAUGAAAUCUUGAACGUUCGAUGGGCCACCGAGGAUCCCAAUCCGGUACAGAAGGUGGCUGAAAAGCGGCGAUUGGAGGAGAUCGGGCAGGAAGCUAUCAAGGCGCGGAUGGAUCCUCGUAUUGUUGAUGCUAUGCGGGCUGUCCGUGCAUUAGAGGAUGGGGAUAUGCUGGAUGACGAAGGAGAAGUGGUAGAAGACCCGGAAUCUGGUGACCCAGAGGCAAAGCGGCGGCGAAUUGAGCUGCCACCGCCACAAGAAGCGGCAUCAGAGCCACCACCUCAGCCCCUUGGUCUGCUGUCAGCCGAUACAAUGGAAGGUCUCAAAUACUUUGCCGAAAUAAGGAAGCGGAACGGCGUCUCGCUAUCUGUUGUACAUCCAAAGACAAUACCUCCGAAACCAUUGACUUCAGGGCUGGGAGUGGCGGACUACGGGAGUGACGAAGAUUGAGGUCUGUUCAGUUUCAUUUGCACCAAUCGGUAACUAGUCUGAUAUCCGACCUGGCCAACAGCCCUUAAUCUGGUCAAGCUAGAACCGCCUCUUCCUGCCAGCCGAUAACCUUCGAACGUGAUGAGCGCUCCGACGAACCAUGACGACUCGUUUCGGC